ACCUACCAGCUCCUCUCGUCUUCCAACAGGAUGCAAAACUUCUCCGGAGAGGAAGGAGGGAAGCAGCUCCUCACUGUUGUCAGAUCUUACUGCCACUCCCUUCACGCCUGUUGACUAGGUGGGUUAGUUAGACACUAGUGCGACUCUCCUCAGCCUGUUGACUAUUAGGUGUAGGUGAGUUAGGCAGGACAGAGUGAGACCAUGGCCAACUCAGCUCUGGAGAUCAUUGGCUUGUUGCUGUCUCUCAUCGGUCUGAUCGGGACCGCAGCCAGCACGGGGAUGCCCAUGUGGCGCGUGACGGCCUUCAUCGGCGAGAACAUCAUCGUCUUCGAGACGCGCUACGAGGGUCUGUGGAUGAAUUGCUUUAGACAAGCCAACAUCAGGAUGCAGUGUAAAGUGUACGACUCCCUCCUGGCUCUGCCUCCAGACCUGCAGGCGGCCAGGGGUCUGAUGUGCUGUGCCUUGGCCCUGGGAGGGGUAGGGCUGCUCAUCUCUAUCCUGGGCUUACAGUGCACCGCCUGCAUCCGGGACAACGACCGGGCCAAACGCACGGUGCUCAUCAUCGCUGGCAGCAUGAUCCUCGCGGCCUGCGUCUGCGUCAUCAUCCCAGUCUCCUGGACGGGUCACACGAUCAUCCGUGACUUCUACAACCCGCUGCUGAUUGACGCCCAGCGCAGGGAGCUGGGAGAGGCUCUCUACAUCGGAUGGGUCUCCUCUGCCUUCCUCUUCGCCGGCGGCUGCAUGUUCUGCUGCUGUAACGUCAAAGAGGAUAAAAGGCAAGACAAGUACAUGUACUCCAGGAACAGCCCUAGUCAAUACAUGUCUUACGCCCCUCAACCACAGUACCAGCCCCAAUACCAGCCCCAGUACCAGCCCCAGGCUCUACAGAGGCAGCCGUCCAGUAGCAGCUACCCCGGGUCCAACCACUACCCCUCCAGGUACCCCUCGGAACGCAGUGCUGUGGCUUACCUCUGAGUUUUGUGACUAAAGGGGAAGGAAAGAGUUUUGUGACUAAAGGGGAAGGAAAGAGUUUUGUGACUAAAGGGGAAGGAAAGAGUUUUGUGACUAAAGGGGAAGGAAAGAGUUUUGUGACUAAAGGGGAAGGAAAGAGUUUUGUGACUAAAGGGGAAGGAAAGAGUUUUGUGACUAAAGGGGAAGGAAAGAGUUUUGUGACUAAAGGGGAAGGAAAGAGUUUUGUGACUAAAGGGGAAGGAAAGAGACUUAGUGUUUUAUACCGACAUGGAGGAACUGAUGUAUUCCCACGAGUACGUUUUGAAAAGAAGCCUUUCGGUUGUGUUAAAAGAUGAAUAUCAGCAUAAAGUAAGAGACUAAAAUGAUUGUAAUACACUGUGAAACUCACAAAGAGAGGAUUAAUUGUAAAAUUAUCAUAACAUGUUGAGGAAAAAAAAACGUGUCUAUCGGAUUUGUUUGUAAGAAAGCUGUUUAAAGAUACUAAACACACUUAUAAUAGGUUAACUGGUUAACUGGUUAACUGGUUAACUGGGUAACUGGUUAACUGGGUAACUGGUUAACUGGUUAACUGUGAACUCAGAAAGAGAAGACUUUGAGGGAACCUUAAAUCCUAUUUUUAUUUUUUUAUUAUCCUUUGUAAUCAUAUUUGUAUUUACUUUGUAUUUGUGGGAUGUAUAAGGACACUUUUUUUUUGUGAAAAGACUAUUUGUGAAAAGAUUAUUUGUGUAAAUAUAUUUACAAAUUGUG
Messenger RNA from Oncorhynchus masou masou (cherry salmon), 1719 nucleotides. It is a transcript of the gene cldn8.1, whose product is annotated as claudin 8.1. Gene Ontology annotation, molecular function: structural molecule activity. Gene Ontology annotation, cellular component: bicellular tight junction; plasma membrane. Bases 202 to 975 code for a protein of 257 amino acids. Lineage: Eukaryota; Metazoa; Chordata; Actinopteri; Salmoniformes; Salmonidae. The record is from RefSeq and is a predicted model, not a curated record. Gene Ontology annotation, biological process: cell adhesion; bicellular tight junction assembly. The transcript has a single exon.